GGCAGACAGACCCAGCAGAGGCAGGAGGAGGCGGAGGAGGACUCAGCCCAGCCGGGUGCUGCAGAGGAGCUCGCUGUGAGCCCGAGCGAGCCGGGGCAGAGCGGCUGAAGCGGCCUCGCUGCAGAGAGACGGGGCGGCGGAGGGAGAGGCCGGGCCGGCUCCCCUCCCUGCGCCGGGCUCUCCUAGGGGAGGAGGGCGGGUGGCUGCUUGUUCCGGCCUCCUCCUGUCUCUUUAACCACCCCAAAAUGAUUCAGCUCCAUGGCUGCCACUGACGGGAAUGUCCCUGCCCGGCUCAGGCUGCCGCCGCCGCCGCCCUGCUGCGUGCCAGCCCUGUACGUAUCUGCCUGCGCCUUGCUGCUCCUAGGCGCCCCAGCCGGCCGCUCCGCCGAGCCCCCGGCACCCCCUCGCCGCCCCUCCGCACCCAGCCGCCAGAGGCGGCGGCGGCGGCCGCUCCCCCGGGGCCCCGCGGCGGGGAGGUCCGCUCUGCCGAGAGCCACCCCCCUAUAGCUACACACAGCUCGGCUGGGAGCCGGGGAGGGGGGCGGGCGGUUGCUUUCUGAGUUGGCCGGAUAACGUGGGUAAUUUCUUCCCCAGCACCCCGCCCCCCGGAGAAGCGGGCCAGGGGGGAGUGGAGCGCGGAGGGGAAAGUGAACGGCAAAGGACUGAAAGUGUCACAUUCACUGGCUCUGAUCUGAAGGCGGCGGAGGGACCCGGCCUCACCCCCCCCCCCCAGCCCCCGAGAGGAGGAGGAGAAGGAAAAGGGGCGGUUUAGUGGCAGUGCCGGCUGUGCCGAGGCGGCUCAGCCUGUGCUGUGUGCGCCAGCGGGGAGGGGAGAGGGGGUUGUGUGUGUGUGUGGUGCCUCUCCCCUGGGUUGCAUGCAGAGCUAACUGUGUGGCUGUCUCUCUCCGGGCCGGGGAACUGCACUCUUAAAAUAAACCCGGUACAAUGCACCAGCCUGACUCAGCCGCAGACAUUAGUCCUAGGAAGAUGGCGCACCCGGCAAUGUUUCCUAGAAGGGGCAGCGGCGGCGGCAGCUGCGUUACUGCGCUCAAUGCACCAGGUACCGGCGCUGGUAGCGGUGCCCUCUCCACCGAGGAUUAUCCGCCGCCUCUGCUCAUCCAGCCGCCUCCUCCGUCUCUUGCAGCAUCUUCAUCGGCGGGUCCACAGCUGCCACCCCCUCCUCCACAAAGCCUGAACCUCCUCGCCCAGUCUCAGCUCCAGCCACAGCCUCUUGCACAAGCUGGAGCCCAAAUGAAAAAGAAAAGUGGCUUCCAAAUUACCAGCGUGACCCCUGCUCAGAUCUCUGCCAGUAUGAGCUCCAACAACAGCAUAGCAGAGGACACGGAAAGCUACGACGACCUGGAUGAGUCUCACACUGAAGACCUGUCUUCUUCAGAAAUUUUGGACGUUUCUUUAUCCCGGGCCACUGACUUGGGUGAACCUGAACGGAGCUCCUCCGAAGAGACUUUAAAUAACUUCCAAGAGGCUGAGACUCCUGGGGCCGUCUCUCCAAACCAGCCUCACCUUUCUCAGCAGCAUCCCCCUUUGCCACAUCACCCACAGCAGAGUGUUGUGAUCAAUGGAAAUGUUCACCCCCAUCAUGGUCACCAUCACCACCAUCUUCAUCAUCACCAUCAUGGGCAUCAUCAUCCAUCACAUCCUGGGGUGGGCAGUACACCAGCUUCUGGAGGACCACCCCCAAGUCCAUCAUUUAGAAAGCUGUCCACAACUGGAAGCUCUGACAAUGUUAUCACAGCUGCACCAGUUUCUGCUGCAUCAUCCACUGGUACUCCUGCAUCUGCCCUGUCUAAUAUUCGCACUACAAGUACUCCUGGCAAUAUAGGUGUAAGUCCUGUUACUGGAACUAGUACGUUAAGUAAUGUGGUUGGUGGUAGUCCUAGCAUGACAAGCAGCAUGCUUGGUAACGUUAAUAUAAACUUAAGCAACAUCACAAGUACUGCUAAUGUACAUGCUUUGUCUGGAACCAGCAGCAAUGUUAAUGUGAAUAUCUUGAGUGGUGUUGGCAAUGGUACGAGUGCUUCCUCUAAUGUCAUUAAUAAUGUUACUAAUCCAACUGCAGGAAUGGCAGUGGGAUCAAGUCAGCAGCAGCCUGCAGCUGGCACAUCAAGGUUUAGAGUUGUAAAAUUAGAUUCCAGUUCUGAACCUUUUAAAAAAGGUAGAUGGAUAUGCACUGAAUUCUAUGAUAAAGAAAACGCUGUAGCAGUUACAGAAGGAGUAGCAGUAAACAAAGUGGUAGAGACUAUAAAACAAAAUCCACUUGAAGUGACUUCUGAAAGGGAGAGCACCAGUGGGAGUUCUGUUAGCAGCAAUGUAAGCACACUGAGUCACUACACAGAAAGUGUGGGAAGCGGGGAAAUGGGAGCACCUACUGUGAUACAACAGCAGACAUUUCAAGGUGUGGGUCCACAGCAGAUGGAUUUUAGUUGUGCUGGACCUCAGACUAUUCCAGCGUCCAAUAUACCGCAAAGUAUUUCUCAAUCACAGCUUGCACAAGUACAAUUGCCUUCUCAAGAAGUAAAUUAUCCACAGCAAAAGCAAGGAGUCCAGUCUUCAGCACAGGCUAGUCUAACAACUGUUACUGGUGUUCAGCCAACUCCAGUUAAUGUAGGUGUAUCAUCUUUAGGUCACCAACAACCUGCUAUUCCAAGUGUGGCUCAGCAGCAGCUAUCAUAUUCUCAACCCUCACGACCUGUGCAAACUUUGCCUGUUGUACCACAACAGCAGUUACAGUAUGGACAACAGACACUUCCCAUGCAGAUGGCCCCUGCACGAGUUAAACCAGUGAAUCAGAGUUCUGUGACAGGGACCAUACCGGACUACAUACAACAUCAGCAGAUACUUCAACCUCCAGUGCCUGCUGUGCAAUCCAGCUCUACAGGAGUAGGAGCAGGAACACCGGUUCCCGUUGCUCAGGCACCAAGCAUCCAACCUUCUGUACAAGUACAUCCUGCUGUGGCAUCAGCUCAGCCUGUUGCACAUGCUCAGACAGCAAUGCCACCUGUAGGUACUAGUGGUCAAAUUAUUAACAUUGGACAACAAGGAAAUGUACCUGCUGUGAUGCAGCAGCCACCUGUUGCAAACCAAAUUACACCUUCAGUUAUGCAGCAAAGUGCUGCUCCUCCAUCUUCACAAGUGGUGCAGCCUGUUCAGACUGGAAUAAUUCAGCAGGGACUACAAGCUGGUGCUUCAGGCCUUCCUCCGCAAAUGGUAAUUGCUUCACAAAAUGUUUUGUUUCCUGUACAACCCCAGGCACAAGUAGAAACUGUAGUUCAAGGAAUGACCAGCCAACCAUUGCCUGCAGUUAGCCCUAUACCUUCUACUAGUGCUGUUCCUGCUCCAAGUCAAGUUAGUUCAAAUGUACCUCCUGAUAUACCUUCUGCUCCUGUAAGUUUGGGUCCAUCACAGAACAUAGCACAAGCUUCAGCUGUGCAAAAUGGGAAUUUGGUUCAAAGUGUUAGUCAGCCUCCCUUGAUAUCAACUAGUAUAAGUAUACCAGUGGCACAAAAUGUGCCACAACAGAUACCGCUAAACUCUACACAGUUCUCUGCACAAUCACUAACUCAGUCAAUUGUAAGCCAAAUUGAAGAUGGCAGGCGCCCUACAGAACCUUCCUUAGUUGGUUUACCGCAAGCUGCCAGUGGUGAAAGUGGUGUUGGAGCAUCAGCUGUUUCAGAUGGGAGUGGCAGCAACAUAACAUCAUCUGCUUCCCUUUUUCCACUGAAAGUACUGCCAUUGACAACCCAUCUUGUUGAUGGUGAGGAUGAGAGCUCCUCGGGUGCAAGUGUGGUAGCUAUUGACAACAAAAUCGAGCAAGCGAUGGAUCUGGUGAAGAGCCAUUUGAUGUAUGCUGUGAGGGAGGAAGUGGAGGUCCUCAAAGAGCAAAUCAAAGAGCUGAUUGAGAAGAACUCCCAGCUGGAGCAGGAAAACACUCUGCUGAAAACACUGGCCAGCCCAGAGCAGCUCGCCCAGUUCCAAGCACAGCUGCAGACUGGUUCUCCACCUUCUUCCCAGACACAAGGGACAACACAACAGCCUGCCCAGCCGGCAUCACAGGGCUCAGGACCUUCAGCAUAGUCUCCAAUGCCCUGGCCUUCCUGGCCAGUAUGCUCUGGACUACCCAGAGAAAAGAGGACAAGUGGAAAUCUGCCACAGUUACCCCCUCAUCCAUUUCAUUGCACGCUGCAGUCCAGACUCAAGGACUCUGUACACUGCACGCACCAUCACAAGACAUUUUUUUUUUCAGUAUUAAGCACUCAUCUGUCCUUUCCUUUUGGCUAAAGGAGUUCUUAUUUUUAGGUUGGUGAAUUAAAAAAAACAACACAAAACACUAUUUUCCAGAGAAUUAGCACAAAUGCACUGGGGACUUGAACAGCUUCUGGAAAUGGCUAAGAAAUGGAGUUGCAUGCUUGAUUUUUGUUUUAAAUCUUCCAUCCAUCCACUGCUGUUACUAAUGCAGGCAUGAAAAAAAUGAAGAAAUAGACUGGAGUAAAAGUGAUGGAUCAAUACCCCACAUCCAAUUGGGAUCCAAAGUAAAGACUGAUUCAUAGGAUCUAAGGGGGAAAGGUAAAUUUCAACACUAAACUGUCACCUGAAACCUUAAGCGCAAAUAUGUUUGCGCUAUUUUCUGAAGCCGUGGACAGGUGCAUAAAGCUGUAUUAGAGAGAGAGAAGGUAGGUGACAGAGUUGGGAUGUAGGAUAAUUACAAUGAAGGUUAUUUGCCUAAUGUAUAUUUGUGUAUUUAGUGUAAUUACUUUGUAAAAUAGAACACUGUAACUACUAUUUAGAUUGUACAGAUUGAAAUUUAGUUGUUUCAUUGGCUGAUCUGAUGAAGUUUGGAUAGUUGUGUUUUUGUUUUGUUUUUUUUAAAUGCUACAUAAAUAUGAAUACACCUACGCAGCUGAUCAGAAUUUGGCAGAUUUAUGCUGUUUGUGUAAUUUCUGAAUUUCCCUGGCUGCUGAAUAUUUGAAGUAAAUCUUUGUUCACUGUAGUUUGGUUUAAGACAGGAAAAAACACUU
Messenger RNA from Mauremys mutica (yellowpond turtle), 5036 nucleotides. It is a transcript of the gene TSC22D1, whose product is annotated as TSC22 domain family member 1. Lineage: Eukaryota; Metazoa; Chordata; Testudines; Geoemydidae. The record is from RefSeq and is a predicted model, not a curated record. Gene Ontology annotation, biological process: regulation of transcription by RNA polymerase II. Bases 946 to 4095 code for a protein of 1049 amino acids. The transcript is spliced from 3 exons.